Molecule: messenger RNA, 510 nt
Organism: Sphenostylis stenocarpa
Lineage: Eukaryota; Viridiplantae; Streptophyta; Magnoliopsida; Fabales; Fabaceae
Source: the annotation of a GenBank genome assembly
AUGAAGGAUGAAGAGAUCCCAAUUGCGAAAAAGGAAACCCCAGCCUCAGAUUCAGGUUUAUUCGGAAAAGGAAGUUACAAAUUCUGGGCACUAGCGGCCAUAUUGCUUCUCGCUCUGUGGUCCAUGUUCACCGGCACCGUCUCGCUCCGGUGGUCGAGCUCACUCAACACGUUCUCCCAUGACCUCCACGCGCCGCUCCACGACCACCACGACGUCCUCGAGAUGGAGGAGAGAGAGAAGUUGGUGAGGUACAUGUGGGACGUGUACACGAAUAACCGUAAGAUCAGGUUGCCGCGGUUCUGGCAAGAGGCCUUCGAGGCUGCGUUCGAGGAUUUGAGCAGUGACGUGGCGGAGGUUAGAGACGCUGCCAUCGCCGAGAUUGCUAACAUGUCUCUACGCUCCUUUGAUAUUCAAUUGCCUUCUGUUGCACAUUCUACGAGAGCACGGGAAUUUGAUAAGAACCUCGAGCAAUUUGAGAAAGGAGAAGGUGCAACCUCCGUACGUGCUUAG